This is a messenger RNA of Plenodomus lingam JN3, 1974 nucleotides long. RefSeq lists its product as uncharacterized. Gene Ontology annotation, cellular component: late endosome membrane; ESCRT II complex. NCBI's taxonomy places the organism in Eukaryota, Fungi, Ascomycota, Dothideomycetes, Pleosporales, Leptosphaeriaceae. The record is from RefSeq and is a predicted model, not a curated record. Gene Ontology annotation, molecular function: phosphatidylinositol-3-phosphate binding; ubiquitin binding. Gene Ontology annotation, biological process: protein transport to vacuole involved in ubiquitin-dependent protein catabolic process via the multivesicular body sorting pathway.
AUGGCCCGGUGCCGCAUGUGCGUCCAAGACAUCGGCCUCGGGUCAGGGAGGAAUGCAAGAAACGGCCCUGACACUACGACGACCGACGACGACGACGACGACGAAUUCACUUGCACAUGGUCUGAAUGUUCCUACACCAGCUUGACCUCACUACCGCACUGCGCCCGUCGCUCUUGCCGGAGGAGACGUUGCUGUUUGUCCAAGACGCCGUUGGGCUGUACGAGGGGUAUGCGCAUGCGACUUGGCCUACCUAUCGAAUUGCUUACUGAAGGCUCCAACCAUAGCAAGCUCAAGAUACCGCACUAUCAAAAUGGCCAGGCAUACCUGACCUCGCACCGCGUGUGCUACGUCGACCACAAUGAGCCGCGCAAGAACUCGGUCGCCAUCCUCUUGAAGGAUGUCGAGAAGCCAGAAUUCUAUGCUGGCUUCCUCAAAUCCUCGGCUAAAAUCACCCUCUUCCCGAAACCUUUGAAGCAGCUCAGCCGUGGCGUCUCUACAUCCCCCCACGGUCUUUCCUCCACGACCCCUCCACGGCACAGUAGCCCUGCACCAGCACCUCCUCCAACCAGUGCCACAUGGGUGUGCCCUAUCUGCUCCUUCUCUAACCCGGUCCCUGUCAAUUUCGACCCUGCCUUAGCUUCUCGAACACCCAUACCGCCAUGUCUAGCCUGCGGCAUCAACCCGCCAACAGUGCAUGUUGUAAAGGCAGCGAUAGCGGCUAUGUCCAAUAGAUCUGCGCCAGGUCCACUCCCAAAGGACCAUACGAAUGAUGCUCCGGCUUCUUCAAAUCCUGGGGGUGCAACCCUCUCAUGUCCUAGAUGCACAUUCCAGAACCAUCCUUCAUUGUCGCAUUGCGAAAUAUGUGGUGCCUCCUUGACAACCGCAAUAGACAAGCGGCUUGGUCUUGUCCAGGAUCCUGCAAGACCGCCAUCGCCUGGCCCAGUCUUGACAUCACCCGUGCAGUCCGAAACGGCCCAGUGCAUAAAGCUCUCCUUUCGCGGUGGUGGAGAAAAGAUAUUUUUUGAGCGUCUGAAAAAUGCUCUGGUGCAACGCAAGUGGCUUCUUCAAAGCGCGCCGCCUAUCCCGAAGCCUCGACCUUCCUCUGGCUUCUCCGACGACCGCAACUCGUCCAGGUCUGGCAAAACAUCAGUAGAAGUCGAACAACCUCGAGUUGUGGGCAUAGCAGGCCUGGAGCGGAGAGGACUGGAGCAGAGACAGAACAACGAGGCCAUGAUUGGCGGCGCCUUCGAGGAUCUCGAAGCCCUCAUGACCUCUGCAAAAGAGAUUAUUGCAUUGGCGGAGCAGUUCGCAUCUCAAGCAAAUCUGGGAACCAAUGGCAAUUCGGAGGCUAAUGCACUUGCAUCCCAAUCUGCAUCUGCACUUGGACUUGUAACUACGAAAGAUAUGCUUGGAUCAGGGUCAGGAUCGGAGUCGCUUUACAUAUCGGAACUCUCAAGGAAUCUGGCUGAGUGGCUUACCGACGAUACACGUGGAGUAUUGAAAAAAGAGGGAGGGAUCAUGACACUCGUCGACCUUUGGGCUGUGUUCAACCGCGCAAGAGGAGGUGUCGAAUUAGUCAGCCCUGCAGAUUUUGAAAAGGCCGCCUGUAUGUGGGAUAGCUUGAAACUACCUGUCCGUCUUCGAAAGUUCAAGAGUGGUCUACUGGUAGUGCAGGGUCGCGAUCGAACCGACGAGAAGACAAUCGCUAGUUUGUUAUGCUGGCUCAAGGGGUUUCAUGAAGACCUGCUCAAUGAAGAUGCAACAUGGGACUGGAAAAGCUUCGGGAGAGGGGUCACAGCGCAAGAGACUGCAGAAAGAUUUGGUUGGAGUGUUGGCGUCGCUACAGAAGAACUCGAGAUGGCUGAAGAAGCGGGCGCACUUUGUCGUGAACAGGGCAUUGAUGGGCUUCGCUUCUGGGAGAAUUGGAUUAUAAACAUGCCUAAUACCAACCCUGUUUCUACGUUUCUCGUGUAG